Molecule: messenger RNA, 969 nt
Organism: Aplosporella prunicola CBS 121167
Lineage: Eukaryota; Fungi; Ascomycota; Dothideomycetes; Botryosphaeriales; Aplosporellaceae
Exons: 4
Coding region: 1-969 (322 amino acids)
Cellular component (GO): nucleus; cytoplasm
Molecular function (GO): protein serine/threonine phosphatase activity
Source: RefSeq, a predicted model, not a curated record
AUGGCGGAACAAGAGGUGGAUCUCGACUCUAUCAUAGAUAGACUUCUGGAAGUGCGGGGCAGCAGGCCUGGAAAGCAGGUUCAGCUCCUCGAGACGGAGAUCCGGUACCUGUGCACCAAGGCCCGUGAGAUUUUCAUCUCCCAGCCCAUUCUACUGGAGCUCGAGGCACCCAUAAAGAUUUGCGGCGAUAUUCACGGCCAAUACUACGACCUCCUGCGUCUGUUCGAGUACGGCGGCUUUCCUCCCGAAGCCAACUACCUCUUCCUUGGCGAUUACGUGGACAGAGGCAAGCAGUCCCUCGAGACCAUCUGCUUGCUUCUCGCCUACAAGAUCAAGUACCCCGAGAACUUCUUCAUCCUUCGCGGCAACCACGAGUGCGCCUCGAUCAACCGAAUCUACGGCUUCUACGAUGAGUGCAAGAGGCGGUACAACAUCAAGCUGUGGAAGACCUUCACUGACUGCUUCAAUUGCCUGCCGAUUGCCGCAAUCAUUGAUGAGAAGAUCUUCACCAUGCACGGUGGCCUGAGCCCGGAUCUGAACUCUAUGGAGCAGAUUCGCCGCGUCAUGAGACCGACCGACAUUCCCGACUGCGGCCUUCUCUGCGACCUGCUGUGGUCCGAUCCUGACAAGGACAUCACUGGCUGGAGCGAGAACGACAGAGGUGUCUCAUUCACAUUUGGCCCCGACGUCGUCUCGCGAUUCUUGCAGAAGCAUGACAUGGACCUCAUCUGUCGCGCUCACCAGGUCGUCGAAGACGGCUACGAGUUCUUCUCCAAGCGGCAGUUGGUCACGCUCUUCAGCGCUCCCAACUACUGCGGCGAGUUUGACAACGCUGGUGCCAUGAUGAGCGUCGACGAAAGUCUGCUCUGCUCGUUCCAGAUCCUGAAACCCGCCGAGAAGAAGCAAAAGUACGUCAGCAACCUGGGCUCAAACAGACCCAUCAUUCCUCGCCCAAAAGCAAAGUCCUAA